Messenger RNA from Colletotrichum orchidophilum, 1614 nucleotides. RefSeq names its product amine oxidase. NCBI's taxonomy places the organism in Eukaryota, Fungi, Ascomycota, Sordariomycetes, Glomerellales, Glomerellaceae. The transcript is spliced from 3 exons. The record is from RefSeq and is a predicted model, not a curated record. The coding region runs from base 1 to 1614 and encodes 537 amino acids. Gene Ontology annotation, molecular function: oxidoreductase activity.
AUGUCCCGACGACCACCGUCGCUAGAAUCAAUAGGCUCUCGCGCCUCUGUGGGCUCUCCCAUUGACCCGAGGUUUAGGAAGAAGGUUGCCGUCGUCGGCAGUGGAUCCGCAGGUAUCGCGGCACUUUGGGCGCUCAACCGAAGCUACCAUGACGUUUAUAUGUAUGAGGCUUCAUCAAGGCUGGGUGGGCACACAAACACAGUGACUUGGAAGAACGGGAAAUACGAGACCAGCGUCGACACGGGCUUCAUCGUCCUCAAUACGGCCACAUAUCCAAACUUCAUCAACUUCUUGAAGAGAGUCAAAGUGGACACGGUACCGACCGAGAUGACAUUUGGCGUCACUCGAGACCACGGUUUGUUUGAAUGGGCCGGGAAAAGUCUGGAUUCCGUCUUUGCUCAAAGAAAAAAUAUCUUCUCGCCGCGAAUGUGGAGGAUGAUCUUUGAUAUCAUUCGUUUCAACCAGUUUGCACUAGACCUGUUGAUGGCAGACGAUGAGAAAGAUACUGCCACGAUGAACGGUUACAGCAAAGGAGCCAAGAAGGAAGAAACGAUUGGCGAGUACCUCGAAAGAGAAGGCUACUCGGAUGCCUUCAGGGACGACUACCUGAUUCCUAUGACUGCCGCCGUAUGGAGCACAAGUCCGGACAAGUGCACACUGAACUUCCCAGCUGUCACCUUGGUUCGCUUCAUGUGGAAUCAUCAUCUCUUGUCAACAGUUGCGACAAGACCGGAGUGGCUUACCUUGAAGAAGUGCAGUAAAUCGUAUAUUGAUGCUGUCAUGAGCGGAUUCCCGUCAAAUCACCUUUUCCUCAACACACAGGUCACGCAAGUCACCAGUGAGGAUGACGGCAGAGUACGAGUCCACACUCAGAACGGCAAGUCCGACGUUUACGACCAUGUUAUCUUGGCGACGCAUGGAGAUCAGGCCUUGAGAAUUAUUGAGGGAUCAGCGACGCCUGAGGAGAAGGAGAUACUUUCCGCGUUCCAAACGUCGGAGAACUCAGUCGUCCUCCACUCCGACAUCUCGCACAUGCCAGCGUCUGAGAAGGCAUGGUCCAGUUGGAAUUACCUAACCCUCUCGUCACCUUCAACCGGCAAGCAAAACAUUGACCAGGUUUCUUUGACCUACAACAUGAAUAUCAUCCAGCACAUUCCCCGCGAGACGUUCGGCGACGUUCUUGUCACGAUGAAUCCCUUGCACCAGCCGAACCCAGACACGAUUCAGGGUUCGUUCACCUACCGCCACCCUCUCUACACACCUGCCGCUAUCCGAGCACAAAAGCUUCUUCCGCGCAUCCAGAACAAGCGGGGCAUCAGUUACGCCGGGGCCUGGACAAAAUAUGGCUUCCACGAGGACGGGUUCAGCAGUGGACUACAUGCCGCACAAGACCACCUCUACGCUAAACUCCCAUUCCAAUUUGUCGACUCUACGUAUAGCCGCGGAAGGAAGCCAUCUCUGGGACUUGCCGAUUUGCUGGUGCGACUUAUCAUCCUCUUUAUUCAAGUAUUCGUUAUCAGAGUGCUGGAGCGAGCGGCGGGCGCAGCUGAGACUACAAUUUACGGGCGAAGAAAUGGGUGGAGGAGGUCAUUGAAGAGUGGCAAGGCUGCUUGA